CCAAACCACCCCCCCUUCUCAUCAAACCUUUUCUUUUCUCUUGGUUUUCUUCUCUACAAGUAGCCUUCCUCCUUCCCUCCGCCUCCACUUUCUUAACCCUCUCUUCUUUAGCCUACUAAUACAUCUCUCUCUCUCUCUCUAUUUCUCUCUCCCUCUUCUUCCUACAAUUUCUCUCUCAAUCCACUCUCCAAGACACGGCAACAACGCACAAACUGAAUUAACUACACACCAAUAUAUAUUCCUUCCUGACGGAAUUACUCGCAUACACAGAGGAAUUGCAGUAAUCGAAGAAGUGAUUGAUUAGUCCACUGUGGUUUUCGACAUUUUUACCAGUAGUAGAGAAGUGGGAUAUUUGUGUUGGCAUUGCUGCUAAUUUCACCGACUUUCAAGCUGGCGAUCGAAAAUCAAGAAUCAAUCGUUCGUGAAAUCAAGCCCAAGAGCAGGCGAAUCAUGGGAGCUGGAGGGCCUGAUGAGGAUGACAAUCGAUGGCCGCCAUGGUUGAAGCCUCUGUUAAGGGAGCAGUUCUUUGUUCAAUGCAAAAUGCACGCUGACUCCCACAAGAGCGAAUGCAAUAUGUAUUGUUUGGAUUGUAUGAAUGGCGCUCUUUGUUCACUGUGUCUGGCCUUUCACAAGGACCACCGUGCAAUUCAGGUUUGUGCUUCUUUUGUCCAGAAUUCGGUGUUCUUGAUUCGGUCUCCCCUGUUUUUCCCAAUUUUGGUAUCUGGAUGUCUGCCAUUUUUGAUAAAAUUGCAGCUUUUUGUAUCGGUCUCUUUCAAUUCCCUCAUUCGUAUGAGAAUCAGAAACCGAAAUCUUUCCUGGUCGUUGCAGUUUUCGUUGUGUAUUCUUUGAUUGCUUUUCAAUUUCGUUACGCAUUUUACAACUGUUUGAUAGUUCACCCACCGUUGACUUUUCCCAAAUGCUAGUCAUUCUUGAAUGAAUUUGAUUAUUCUUAUGAGAAUACUACCAAUUCUAAUUUGGGUUCUGUUUUGUUUGUUGCUCAAUGUUUUUGCAGAUAAGGAGGUCCUCCUACCAUGAUGUGAUCAGGGUCAAUGAAAUUCAGAAGUAUCUGGAUAUCUCCUCUGUGCAGACCUACAUUAUCAAUAGUGCUAAGGUUGUGUUCUUGAAUGAAAGGCCUCAGCCUAGGCCUGGCAAAGGCGUUACAAACACCUGUGAAGUUUGUGAGCGCAGUCUCUUGGACUCCUUUAGGUUCUGCUCUCUGGGCUGCAAGAUUGUGGGUACGUCCAAAAACUUCAGUAAGAAGAAGCAUUCCCCAGAGAAGAAAAGGGCAAUGAUGUCAUCCCUCUCUGAUUCCGAGGACUCAUACAGCAGCAGCAGUCACGGCCGCCGGCACAAGAGCCCAAGCAGCAGCAGCCAUGGAAAAGGACCCAGUUUUACUCCCUCAACGCCGCCUCCAACAGUCAAUUACCGAUCAGCCAAGAGGAGGAAGGGAAUUCCACACCGAGCCCCAAUGGGAGUGGUAGUUGAAUACUAAUUCACUACUGGCCCCCUCUCCUGCUUAAUCCAUCAUGUCUAAAUUUUAGCUCUUUUUUAAGCCCUCUUCUCAAUCUCCACAACAACAUAAUACAGCAGUAUGGUCCUUUCUCCAAAAGCAUCAAGUGCUUUUCAGACCUCGAAAAAGGCCGAUGUUUUGGAGUGUACAUAGAAGCAGCAGCAGCAGCAGUUUUUACUAAUAGAAUGUGGUGAUGAAAUUAGGAGGUACCUUUUUAGUUUUUUUUUGGGGGGGGGGGUAAAAUGUGGUAAUGGUUAGGAGUUAUUGCACUUAGAACACAAAUAAGUUAAAAAGACUAAAGUCUCAAUAUCUAAAAAUACAGUGGUUUGAAGUAAAGGAAGUGAUUAUACAUAUUUCGGUUCUCCUUUUAGUUUCCUUUUUACCUAAGUAGUUUUGUGUAGAGAAAAGGUUGUAAAUAUUGUUUUGAGCCAGGGGUUAGAAUGGGAAGGAUGAUGUCCAAUGACCAAUGUACCCUCUUUUGAGAUGAUAGUUAUGCUGUUUAUAUAUGGUAAUGAGACCAUAAUAAUUAUUAUAGAUUUAGUAAUAUCUUGUCUCAUUUAUUUUCAUUUUCUCUAUUUUGAUAAGUCUUUGUUUAAUUUUUUCUUUUUUAUAAAGUUUUUAAAUAUUGUUUUAGUGUUGGCUUCUUGUUAUUUUGGGAAAGUUCUUUGGACGGUCGAGGUGAAACUUCAAGGGGGCCCGGGGGAGCCCACAGGUGGUCGCCUCGUGGGAAUGGUGAAUGGGGAAAGGCGGUAUCAAUCUCAUUACGUGUCGAAAUUUGAUUGGGUGUGAUAAAAGCUAGGUGUCUUGGUUCGCGGAAUCAUGCAUUAGGUCAGCCGCCCCCCUUUCCUUUGGUGUUGUUAUAAUGCGGUUUCUUGGUGGAGGGGUUUUGUAUUGGCCGUUGGAUUGGGGGUUUUAAACGGUGGUGAUCAGUUUGGGUGCAUCUUUUCGACUGAGUGGGUUGGUUUUUCUUGUGAGCUUUCUCGUUCGUGCUUUCGUGGGUUUUUGUUUUCCUUUUCUAUUUUCAUUUUUAUUUUUAUUUUUAUUUUUCUGGGCUGAGGUUAAUGGUGAAUUGAUUUUGACAUAAUUGAAUUGGUCUAAUCUAUUAGGAUAAGAAGAGUUAAGUCGUCUUUUGGCUUUUGAUGGCUCAAUGGAGCUUUGGUUGAUUUUGCUUUGCAACUUGCUAUGUCAGUGUCAAUUGAAAACUUUACCUAUUUUUUUCUCCUAAAUAUCUUAUAUACUUUACUAUUGUUAUUUCAACCUUGUAUUUGUGGUAAGUGUACAUUAAAUAAAAAUGUUGCAUUUUGAAAUGCUGAUAAAAUUAUAAUUACGUGUAGAUUCCUAUACUACAAUUGUUGUUCUAAAUUGCUUCAUUUCCAUGGUUUUAGUAAUAUUGCAAUGUUGUAGGUUGAAUAGAAACAAAGGAUGUGAGGAUACAACCGCUUAUGUUUUGUUAUUUACUUAUUGGUUGAUAAUGUGAUUGAAAGAAACAUUUCAAAAAUCAUUCUCGAUAAUGAGCUUCAUAUACAUAGAGUGAUGCAAAAUGUAACUCUGAUUUUUGUUAUGUUUAUGAUUACUUGCACUGGUUUCAACCGUCAACGCCUAAUACAUGCCUGCCUAGGCCAUUGUUAAUGUCAAAAAACCAUAUAUGGUUAAACAAAAGAGUGGUUGGCUUGUGGGCACGUGAAACAUGCUCUAAGCAUGCUUUUUUUUUUUUUUUUUU
Oldenlandia corymbosa var. corymbosa is the source of this 3230-nucleotide messenger RNA. The record is from the annotation of a GenBank genome assembly. Lineage: Eukaryota; Viridiplantae; Streptophyta; Magnoliopsida; Gentianales; Rubiaceae.